UCGAAAGCCGGGAAUUUUUUGUUUGUUUUUGAUACACAACAACGUGUAAUUAUUGAAUUUCUAUUGUAUAUUUAUAAAUCAAUAUGAAUAAGCGUGAAGAUGCUCUUAGAGAGGCUUUGCAAAAAAAUGAAGAAGAAACUCAACGUUGGCAAAACUAUCUGAAAGAAAAUGAAACAGCCAUUGAAAAUAUGGCCAUGUUUGGCAAACGCUUAACAGUGGAUGUUAUGGUACCAGUUGGCAAAAAAGCCUUUAUGCCAGGACAUUUGCUGCACACGAAUGAAGUUUUAGUUGGUCACUAUCAGGGUUAUUUCUCGAAAUGCACCACCUUUAAGGCAAAAGAGAUUUGUGAUUUACGCAUUAAAAUGGCUAAGGAACAUUUGAAAAAGUUACAAACAGAGGCUGAUUUAUGGCAAAACAAAUUAGAAAAACCUUAUGCCGAGGGCGUUAUGCCUAGCGGUGAAGAACGUGAAAUUAUUGAAGAUUUCAAUGAAGAAGAGGAAAAAUUAUGGAAAGAAAAACAUAGAAUACGUGUUAAACAGGCUAAACAAAAGGAGCGCGAAGAAAGAGAAAAAGAGUUACAAAAAGAAAAAUUAAAAAAUAAAAAAGUUACCGAAGAAAAAAGUGAUGAAGAAAUCUUUAAAAUGUUAGAAGAAGCUGAAUUAAUGGAAGAAUUAGAACAAGAGCUAGAUAAACUAGAAGUAGAUGAAGUGAAUGAUGAGACUAUAAGAAAGCUAAUGUCUGGAGAAAUGAAAUUACCACAAGAAAAAAAGAGAUUAGCUCAUGAUAAAAAAGAUGGCAAAGAUAAAACUAACGAAGAAUCAGAUCUUCGCAAUAAUAUAGUGAAAAAGAAUGAUUUAAAGAAUAAUAAUCAGAUGAAUACCAACAAUAAUGUACAACCAAAUCCGGAAAUAACAAAUUUAGUAGAUUCCCAAGAGGAAGAUGAUACCGAAUUAGAUGAAGAACCUUUACCCGAGGAAGUGUCAAUGAUUAAAGAACAGGCUAAAUUUCUUAAUGCCGAAGAUCAAAUAGGUUUCUAUGAAUAUCAAAUAGAAAUAAUAAGACAAAAACUACAGAAUUUGCCAUUGCGAACACAAAAAGAACUGGAUGAAAAGAUACGUUUGCUUAAUGUUUUGGAGAAUUUGGAAGAACUAUUAGAAAUGGCUGAAGAGACAGUGGGUGCAGAAGAAUUGGCAGAACAAGACUUCGAAGCGGAAGAGGACAAGAAAGAAAAUGAAGAAAAACAACUAUCAGACAAUAAGGAACAAAUAGUUUCAACAUCAACAACAAGUGAGGCAAAUAAAACUAUUCAAAAACGUCGCAUAUCCUUUGCUUUGGAGGAUCAAACUUUAGAGUUUAGAAAACAUGAAGCCGUUACACAAAUGUUACCACCUAAAACUGAAAAACCCAAACGUGAUAUUAUUAAACUUGAUGAUGAUGAGAAUGAAGAUGUAAACAAAAAUUCGGUAUUUACUAAAGCUCCUUUAGAUAAAAAGGAACUAAUACAAGCUAAAGUUGAUAAAAAUUUACAAUUUGUUGCCGAAAAUCAAAGUAAACAAGAUUUUGAUUUAGUACAACAGAUAUUACAAUCCUCUAUGGGUGAAGUUAAUACAUUAUAUAUCAAAUUUAAACAUUCUCAACAAGAAUCAUAUAAAAGGGAUAAUAAGGUUUCAUUAGAUAUACCCGCCUCUCCGGCAGAUUUCUAUGAUUUACAUAAAAAGUCUUUAGAAACUGAAACUGAACCCUCAACUUUGUUUAUAAACAGUUAUGAGGGUGAAGAUCAAGUUAGGACCCCUGUACUAAAGGAAGCAGACCGACAAGCAGCCUUUGCCGAUCCUAAAGCAGAAUUCUCUAAUCCUUCUUUACAAGCCAAGCCAAUACUUAAAAAUAAAUCUGCUGUUGAUAAAGAAAAUCAUUUUAAGGAUACACAACAACAGGAUAAUAUUAAUAAAAAUAAGAAAUCAAAGAAAAAAUCUAAUAAAAAAGAGGAAGAUGAUUGCUUUAGUGCUUAUAACAAGGUGAUGAACGAUGUUAUCGAAAAACCUUUAACAGAACCUGAACCUUUGCCUGAUGUUAAAUUCAUUGAUGCUCAUACACCCAAAAAACGUAUCAGUCGUUUUAAACAAAUGCGCCAAGGAACAGAUAAAACAUAAUUUUAUUUGUUGUUUUUGUUUGUUUAUUUAUUUUUUGUUUUCGUUUUCUCUUUAUUAUCUUAAAUUCUUAAACAAAUUUGUAUAUUUUUCAAGCAUUAUAAUAAAGUUUAACUUUUC
Messenger RNA from Lucilia cuprina (Australian sheep blowfly), 2267 nucleotides. RefSeq names its product unconventional prefoldin RPB5 interactor-like protein (gene uri). The record is from RefSeq and is a predicted model, not a curated record. Gene Ontology annotation, molecular function: phosphatase inhibitor activity; chromatin binding; transcription corepressor activity. Gene Ontology annotation, biological process: negative regulation of transcription by RNA polymerase II; negative regulation of phosphatase activity. Lineage: Eukaryota; Metazoa; Arthropoda; Insecta; Diptera; Calliphoridae. The coding region runs from base 84 to 2150 and encodes 688 amino acids. The transcript is spliced from 5 exons.